AUGAGGAGGAGAGAAGCAGAGGUCAGUGUCGCGUCUGGCACACGGAGCUGCGAUGUCCCUCUGGGUGGCUGCAUGACCCCACGGCGUGUGCCCUUGAGGACAGACUGUGGCAUGGCAGGGAGACGCUCCGGCCUGUGCAGGCUUCUCAGGAGGAACAACAAAGGCCCUGGGCCUGCCCCAGCAAGGCAACCUGAGGACAUGCAAGACUUCCAGCCCCUGCAGCAGGAUCCAGGCCAGCACCGGACAGAAGAGCACGUCCGUGCCCAUGGCCGCUUCCGCAGAGCAGUUCAGAGGUUUCUCAAAUUCGUGGGAAUUCGGCGUAGAACACCCAAGACCACACCACCUGAGGAAAUGGCACAGCCCGACACCAAGCCAACCGACCUCAAGGCACAGCCUGAUGUCAGCUCCAUGCCGACUGAUCCCACAGAAACCUCUGACACUGCUUUGAUCCAGGACCUGACAAGCCCUCUCACCACAAUGACCGAUCUCACGGCGACGGCUGACAUGGCACCGAUUCAUUGCACAGCAAACCCUGACACUGCUUUGGCUGACGAGACAACCACCUCUGAUAUUGCACCGACUGAUCUCCUGGCAAAGGCUGACAUCGCACCCAUGCCAGAUGAUGGCAUAUCAAACCCUGACAUCGCACCGAUGGAUGGCACAGCAAUCCCUGGCACUGCGGUGACUGACAUCGUAACAAACGCUGAAACCCCAGUGACUGAUCCUAUGGAAAAGUCCGACACCACAGUGACUGAGGGCAUCGGGAACACUGAUGCCAUGCCCACACAUGGUGUGACUGCUGCUCUCAAUUUGGACUUUUUCCAGGAGAAAGGUCUCUCCAACCAGAAGCAAGUGCCGGACAUUGAGACAUACAUCCAGCAGUGCCUCACGUUCCACGCUAACAUUCUCAGGCUGGCUGCUGCACACCCUCAGGAUGUGGUGAUGUCUCUCCUGCGCUGUGCCCCAGCGUGUGACAGAGCUGCUGCAAUGAUCUGGAGGACCAUCGCUGCCUCAGGAACGACAGCAGAGAAGGUGAUCCCAGCACUGCUCCAAGUGAUGGAGGACUGGCCUCUGCACUGCAUGUCCUCCUCUGACGGUGGUGACAACAAAGACGUCUUUGCCCUGGCUGCAACCCUGGCACUGCGGCUCAUCAUCCAGGAGCCCCAGUGCCAAGACGCAGUGCUGAUUUAUGCCCCCCACCUCCUCGUGGCUCUGCUUUUCCAAGUAUUCAUGAGCACAGAGCAGAUGCCAGAGGAGGUCAAGACCUUCUGGAGCCAAUGUCAGGAGCAACAUGACCUUCCCAACAACCCCAACAGAUUUGCUGUACAGACCAUCAAGGCCCUGCUCUGCUAUCUACACUGGGAGAACGAGGUGGUGGCCGUGGAACGCAAGCGUGGCUGGGACACCCUGCUCCAUGCUGACACCCACCACUAUGCAGUGGGGCUGCUGGCCAGGGAGAUGCGCAGUGUCUUGGCCCCCUUCAAUUCCGGCAUUGCAACCCACCUGCUCAGGCUGCUCAGCAGGGAGGAGCCCCGCUGGGAGCUGCCUGCCCUGGCCUUCCUUGUUGAGCUCCUCGACUAUCUGGAUGGGAGAAAAUGUCAUGAGAGUGUCCUGCCUAUCCUAGCCAAGCACCUGCACAGCCAGUGCCCUGAGAGCCGUCACCUGGCACUCAGAGGCCUCCUUGUGCUCAGUGUGGAUCCCUCAAUGGCCGACAGCAUCUGCACCCUGUCUGAGCACCUCGUGGAGCUGCUUCAUGAUGGAGAUGGAGAUGUGGUCAGGAUGACCCUCUCUGUGUUCCUGAAUAUGCUCCAGGACAAGGACAUCGAAGCAUUCAGCUCCACUGCCCCGAAGCUGGCUGAGGCGCUCCGGCCACUCUUUGAUAAUGACAACACCCAUGUGCAGCUGCUCUCCAUUCGCCUCUUCAGAGAGGUGAUGGAGUGGCUUGAUGAAGAUGAGAAGAAAGACCUUGAAUAUGCAGUGCACCAGAGCCUGGUCCCCCUGUUCUUCCAUUUGCACGAUGAGAACCAGUGCGUGGCAGAGGCCUCUCGGGAAACACUGCUUUGUGCGGCAAGUUUCCUCAAGAGGAGGGAUCUCGAGCAGCUGCUGAGGAGAGAGCAGCCCAUCAAGUUUGUCGAUUGCCUGAUGGACAAGGAUGUGAGCAGGAGGGCUGAACACCUGCGCCAGGCCCUGCCAUACCUGCAGAGCCAACAGCAGCCCCUGCGAGAGGCGGCCAUCCGGUUCAUGGGGGUCGCCGCCUGGCACAUGCAAGACCUACAGCCCAUCAUGAAUGCCCUCGAAGUCAUGACCGAAGAUGACUGCCCCUCCUACUCCACCAUGCAGACUGCAGUCUUGUCUGCUUUUCGACGGGCAGUAAGAAAGUAG
This is a messenger RNA of Myiozetetes cayanensis, 2382 nucleotides long. Its product is annotated as maestro heat-like repeat-containing protein family member 6. The record is from RefSeq and is a predicted model, not a curated record. Gene Ontology annotation, cellular component: cytoplasm. Lineage: Eukaryota; Metazoa; Chordata; Aves; Passeriformes; Tyrannidae.